CAGUGUGUUCUGUGUCGGUCACGAAGGAGCAACAAGUUGCGAGACCCCAAAACUCUUAUCGGGCUCUCUCUGUCUGUUCCAUUGGAGUGUGCGUGAGUGUGAGUGAGAUAGGGCGCAACAUCACAGCUGCUUGCAGCAUCAUUGAGUCCAUGAACUCGCAGUAUUCGUCAUUAUUGUGCUAGUAAAAAUAAAAAAUUAGCAUAAUUGUGAUUUUGGUGAGCUAAAAACUCAUCCCUAAUUUUUUUUACAACGCCCAGUGCCCUUAAUAUGAAAAAUUGUGAGACAUCUCGAAAUGGUUGAAGUGAUAACACAACUUACCGAUAAGCAGAAAGCCGUGACGAUCGGCGUAAUUUUUGCGGUUACAGUGGCCUUUUCACUACUAUUUGGUGAAAAUGUUAUUGCACAGGCUAUUGUUUUCCUUAUUGGAUGGUACCUUUUCACGGGGAAUCGACCAGUUGCUAUUUACAUAAUCUUUAAGACUCUCCCGCGAGAUAUGAAAGUUCUAGUUCGCUAUAUAAAACUAAACUACUACCUUAAACGAUGGGACAAAAAAGGAUGGACAGUGGGUCAUGUUUUCCAGAGCAUCGUUGAACGACAUCCAGAUAAGGUGGCCCUCCAGAUUGAUGAUCACAUUAUGACCUUCCAAGAUGCUGAGGAUCUGAGCAAUCAAGUCGCCAAUUACUUCCACGCUCUGGGCUUCCAUCGAGGUGAUACGAUAGCCUUGUUGAUGGAAAACAAACCUGAGUAUGGAUGUAUGUGGUUGGGACUGUCCAAGAUUGGAGUCAUAACAGCUCUGAUCAAUACAAAUCUCCGUAAAGACGUUCUUCUCCACUCAAUACGGGUGGCUGAUGCAAAGGCUGUUAUUGUUGGAACUGAACUAAUUGACGCAAUUGAGGAGAUUAGGAAAGAGGAAGACAUAGCUAAGCUUCCAAUUUACCAACAUCACGAUCCAAUGCAGGUCCGUCAAAAUCUCCCUCAACUCUCUGGGACAAUUGGCUUAACAGAUGCUCUGAGUGCAGCCUCUGUGGACGCCCCAACAGAAGAGAUGAAUAAAGGGAAGGUCUCAGAUAAGAUGGUCUACAUUUAUACUUCUGGAACAACAGGCCUUCCUAAAGCAGCCGUCAUCACCAAUGCCAGAUACAUGUUCUUCGUUUUAGGAUGUGGUUUUAUGGUUGGUGUUCGACAGAGUGACAUCAUUUACAACCCACUGCCACUGUACCAUACAGCAGGAGGAAUGGUUGGUCUGGGAACGGUUUUCCUUCUAGGAACUACAACUGUGCUCAGAAAAAGAUUCUCAGCUUCAAACUUCUGGACUGAUUGCAUCAAAGCUAAAGCUACGGCUGCACAGUAUAUUGGAGAAAUUUGUCGAUAUCUCCUAUCUGUACCAGAUAGGCCCCAUGAUACAUCCCACACGGUACGAUUGAUGUUUGGAAAUGGACUUAGACCGCAAAUUUGGCCACAAUUCGUUGCAAGAUUCAACAUUCAAGACAUUGGGGAGGUUUAUGGAUCCACAGAAGGGAAUUCUAAUUUAGCAAAUAUUGACAAUAAAGUGGGUGCAGUCGGCUUCGUACCUGUAUACGCAGAAUAUCUUUAUCCAGUGACGCUGAUUAAGUGUGAUGAAGAGACAGGAGAGCCCAUUAGGAACUCUGAGGGAUGGUGUAUUAAAUGCAAGCCAGGAGAAGCUGGAAUUUUCCUGGGAAAAAUUAUAAGGAAAACCCCAGCUAGGGCCUUUGGGGGAUACGCUGAUAAGAAAGCUUCAGAGAAAAAGAUCCUGCGGGAUGUGUUCCGCAAAGGUGAUGCAUAUUUCAAUUCCGGCGACAUUUUGGUUAGAGAUAUUUUUGGGUACUUCUACUUCCGUGACCGUACCGGUGAUACCUUCCGGUGGCGCGGAGAGAAUGUGGCAACAUCUGAAGUUGAAGCAGUAAUCAGCAACAUUGUAGGUCUGCAUGAUUGCGUUGUCUACGGCGUAGAGGUGCCACAUGUUGAGGGUAGAGCUGGUAUGGCGGCAAUUUUGGAUCCCAAACGCGAGAUUAGUGUGGAAAAUCUCUCAAAUGGAAUUCGCGGAUGCUUACCGGCCUACGCCAGGCCACUCUUUGUGCGACUUAUGGACGAACUUCCCAUGACAGGGACGUUUAAAAUGAAGAAAUUGGAUCUGCAGCAGGAUGGCUUUAACCUCGACAAAGUCAGUGAUCCCAUCUACUUCCUGCAUCCAGAUGGGGUCUAUCGUACCCUCACAAGGGAGGAUUUUGAAAAAAUUCAAAGUGGCAAUGCCAGGCUGUGACUUUAGGUUUCUUUUUUUUGGACAAACAUUACAAAAAAAAUGUUGCGAGUGUAGUCUUUUAGUUUUUUUGACAAUCACCUGAAGAGAAAUAAAACAUGUGUGAAAAAUUCUUUAAAAAAAA
Lutzomyia longipalpis is the source of this 2402-nucleotide messenger RNA. It is a transcript of the gene Fatp3, whose product is annotated as long-chain fatty acid transport protein 4. Gene Ontology annotation, biological process: triglyceride homeostasis. Bases 293 to 2281 code for a protein of 662 amino acids. Gene Ontology annotation, cellular component: endoplasmic reticulum. The record is from RefSeq and is a predicted model, not a curated record. Gene Ontology annotation, molecular function: long-chain fatty acid transmembrane transporter activity; long-chain fatty acid-CoA ligase activity. NCBI's taxonomy places the organism in Eukaryota, Metazoa, Arthropoda, Insecta, Diptera, Psychodidae. The transcript has 7 exons.